AUGAGGUGCCCCUGGCGAUGCCAUAUCGUGUUGGUGGUACUGCUGCUGCUGCACCUGAUUGGGGUGACGGAGGCAGGCCUCUUCGGCGGGGGCGACAGCAACGACCUCUACGCUCAGCUCGGCCUUAAGCGAGGAGCGACGAAGGACGAAAUCAAAAAGGCAUUCCGCAAGUUGACACGCGAGCACCACCCCGACCUGCAGGAGACGCUGGAGGAAAAAGAUGCAGCGAAGGAGCACAUGGUGAAGGUGCUUCGCGCCUACAAGGUGCUCUCCGAUGACAUUCAACGGCAGGACUAUGACCGCUUCGGCAAGAUUCCUGGCGAACAGCUGAACGCUGCAGACUUUACGGCAGAUGAACUAUUUGAGCACUUCAGUCAGCAGUCGCCGAUCCUCUCCAAGACGCGACAGCUCGAGUCACUACGCCUGCUGCGGCGGAUCCUUAACUUCCGCGGAAACCGCGUUUUCCUCGUGCAAGUCUACGACGACACGUGUAAGUCGUGCCGCUGGUUCGCGCAGACUUGGGAGAGUUUCGCUCAGUCAAGCAUGGUGGAAGGGUCUGUUGUGGAGAUGCUGCGCAUCGACGCAUACGCUCCUGAGGGACCGUCGCUGCUGAGCGCACUCGGCAUCAAGUAUAAGGCGGAGGUUCAAGUGCUCGCUAUUGUGGAUGGGGAACAGUGGCAGAUGCCGCAAUUGGCAUCGGCGCUAAAGUCAAAGAGUGCACGCUCUGCGUUCUCUGGCCUGCAUGAUUUCAUCAUGAAUUUCUUUCAUGACAAACAGAUGGAGACGAUGUCACUGAAGUCGGAAGAUAAUCCACAGUCCAUUCUUAAAUGGCUGCAAGAGGAACGUGGCCCUGACAACACUGUGCGUGUUCUGGCGCCUCCAUUGGCGCGGGAAGGCAUCGUGCUCACGCUGUCUGUGCUGCACGAAGACGUGGCGGUGUUCCGUUCGGUGCCACGAGCGGCGCUUCUUAGCUUCAUUGAUGAGAUCUGCGGACAAACCGUGGAGGUGCGCAACCGUGACGGCGAAGUUGUUCCGGUUCCGGAGUUUGUGGUGGUCUCCCUGGGGCGGCUCCCCAACGCCACCGAGGCUGUGGCAGAUGAGGGGCUGAACGGUACGGACAGCUGCAGGGGAAUUCACGUCGGCGCCAGCGCGGCUCUUACGUACCGCAAGGCAGCAACGUUUGUGAAGGAUCUGUUGCCGCCGCGCCAUUCAGGAAUGGUCGGCAUUCCGUAUAUGACGGGAAUGUUGUUUUAUGAAAUGUGCCGACAACACUGCCUCAUAUGGGUGCGUGACAGCUGCAAGGAUGAGCCACGAAGCACGUGGAUGGAUGUCCUGCGCGGUGACUACAAACCCUUUGGUGUUGGGUACGUCUGUAUGGACGAGGAGGUCGCUCUGCGUGCCGUUCUGCUACCGACAGCAACAGCAACACCUACGAAGGACAUGCUCGUGGCAAUUGUGGACGGCGACGAGGACAAACUACAUGUUUUAGAGUGCGACCCCCAACAGAAACACAUCUCAGAGGCUCUGUCGCGUCUCCUGCUCGCCGAAAAUGAGGAUCAUCCAAUGGAGCUUUCGGCACCACUAUCGCGUUUGUUGACGUCUCGGACGUUUCAGUUGUCACAGAUGCAAUAUUACUACCUGUUGUUCCAGAGUUUAAUCGGUGUCCUCUACCCGAUCGGCUCUAACUGCUACCCGUUUCUCAUGAUGUUCAUCAUGCACAAGGUGCUCCAGCGGUUCAACCUCUUGGGGAACAACGACGCCAGUAACAACACCAGUGGGACACAACGUGGAGGGACGUCAAACUCGUCAACCUCCACUUCUGCUCCUCCCACUACUUCUGCUGCUGCUGCUGCUGGUGGUGGUGGUAGUGGUAACACAAACAAGGGAGGAAUUCGUUCGUACACUGCGGCAGAUUUGGAAGCAGCCAAAAGUGGACGGGGAUUUCUUAUUUUGUUGUUUCAAGAUGGUGACAAGCCAUGCCCUGCAUUGCCAAAUGUGGCUAACGACGCACGCUUCACUCUGCGUCUAGUGUCGCCCAAAGAUGCAGUAUGGGGUCCAUGGCUUGCACUGCGGCAGCCUCAAAGUGCCAAGGAUGCACCAGAUACCGGUAAGCGAGUUGAUGCAGUUGCCGUGCGGCAGGGAAGGAUGACGGCAGCAGUGAAGCCGCCAUAUGCAGCGUUGGAUUCGUGGCUGUGUGACCUUCUCGAUGGUACCGUCACGGCGAGUUUGUCGCUCCCUACCGAGUAA
Trypanosoma grayi is the source of this 2247-nucleotide messenger RNA. RefSeq names its product DnaJ chaperone protein. The record is from RefSeq and is a predicted model, not a curated record. NCBI's taxonomy places the organism in Eukaryota, Euglenozoa, Kinetoplastea, Trypanosomatida, Trypanosomatidae. The transcript has a single exon. The coding region runs from base 1 to 2247 and encodes 748 amino acids.